GGGGGGAGUGGAACAGGGGUGCUCUGAAGGUGUGAAGUGCCUCCUCACAGGCACUGAAGUCUCAUGGCUCUGAAGCCAAAGGGGCAUUUCCUAAAAGCUGUGGGGUGAGAGUAACUGCUGUAGAAACCCUAGAAAUAAUGGGAAGCCCAGCCAGGCUUCUUGCUUUUUUCAGUUGUUCUGUAGCCUCUGGACUUACAGCUGGGGGCUUCGUGUGUGCUGUGAGCCAACGCACAACAGCUAGGCAGUGUGCAGAUGUACCCUACACCAGCACUGUGGGGUUGGAUCUGGAGGGUUGCUGGAAUAGCAUGUACUUCCACCCUCUGAUCUGUUCACUUCUCCAGUUUCUUUUUUUGGAAGAGGUUUUGUUUCCUUUUUGAUCGAUGCUCUGGGCUCACUGAAGCAGCUGUAGAGUUAGUGCUGUGUAGCAGACUGUUUGGAAACACCUGCUUUCCCCUCUGCCCUUCAGCACUGAUGGAACGAGCUUCCCCUGCCACCUGCUUGUGGCUGUGCAUUUCCCUCUGCUGCUGUAACACUGCUUGUGCUGGAACAGCUGCAGGUAGAUGGGAGCACUCUGAGCUUGCAGGGGCCAGUUCUGGACUUGGUGAGAAUCAUGCAGUGGGGCAGGAAUCACCAGUGUAAUUAAUUGCCUUGCUCACAAGUACUGGCAUCAUUUGUCUGCAAGCAGAGUGAGUCUGCCUGGGACCUGGACCAGUGCUGUGCAGACAGGAGAUGCUGCUGGUGAUUGUGGCGCUUUGCAGCAGCCUUGGCCCUUAGCAGAGGGGUUUGGGUGGAUGGGAAAAUGAACAAAGCAGACCAAGUCUGGCCGUGCACCAAUAUCACCUUGAGUGGAGCCGGCUCCUGCCGAGCAACACCGUGCAGCAGCACAGUUAAUGAUUGAUAACGCCGCUGCCUCGGCUCGGUGCUGCUGCCCAGCUGGAAGCAGCAUGCUGCUGCUGGUGCUCCUGGUGCUGGGGCUGCCAGGUCCUGCUGGGUGCCCCAGGACUGAGCCCCUGAGCGGGACCAGCGAUGAGCCCCUGUUCCGCGGUGCUGACCGCUAUGACUUCGCCAUCGUCGUCCAUGCUGGCACCACUGAGUGCUUCUGGCAGUUUGCACGCCAGAGUGGCAAUUUCUUCUUCAGCUUUGAGGUGCAGCGGGCGACAGGCAUUGCCAACAGCAGGCACAUCCUGGCCACAGCAAAAGACCCCAAUGGCUUCCAGCUCGGCACCUCCCAGGAUGUGCGAGGACAGAUCAACUUCCUGACCAAGGAGACAGGUUUCUAUCAGCUCUGCCUGGACAAUGGGCAAAAUCACUUUGGCUUUAUGCAGGUGUAUCUCAACUUUGGUGUCUACUAUGAUGGCUUCAACAUGGAAAAGGAGCAGACAGAAGAGAGGAAACAGCUGAAUGACACGUUGGAUGCCAUUGAGGACAGCAUUCAGAAACUGUACAUCCGCAUCUUCCACAUGUGGAGGUUCUACAACUUUGCCCGGAUGAGGAAAAGGGCCGACUCCUUCCUCCUCGAGUCCAACUACCACUACGUCAACUGGUGGUCGAUGGCUCAGAGCUGCCUAAUUGUCCUCUCUGGGGUCCUGCAGCUUUACUUCUUGAAGCGUCUCUUCAACGUGCAGAGCUCUGGGAAGCCGAGGUGCUGACAGCUCCCUGGCACAGCACAGCCCACAGGAGCAGAGCCCCACCUGCACUCACCCGCAGCAGUGACUGCUUGCCUGCUCCUCUGCAUCAGCCCCCCUGCUUUCCACAGAGCAAGAGGAGAAAGCCCAGGUCCUGCCCUGGGGAGGGGGUGGUGUAGCUGGAAGCAGAGCUCACUCACCUCCCACCUUUAACUGAAAUUACCUUUAGGAAAAAAAUACAAA
This is a messenger RNA of Tympanuchus pallidicinctus (lesser prairie-chicken), 1868 nucleotides long. It is a transcript of the gene TMED6, whose product is annotated as transmembrane p24 trafficking protein 6. Bases 891 to 1649 code for a protein of 252 amino acids. Gene Ontology annotation, cellular component: COPII-coated ER to Golgi transport vesicle; endoplasmic reticulum-Golgi intermediate compartment; endoplasmic reticulum. The record is from RefSeq and is a predicted model, not a curated record. Lineage: Eukaryota; Metazoa; Chordata; Aves; Galliformes; Phasianidae. The transcript has 4 exons. Gene Ontology annotation, biological process: intracellular protein transport; Golgi organization; endoplasmic reticulum to Golgi vesicle-mediated transport.